Protobothrops mucrosquamatus (brown spotted pit viper) is the source of this 3786-nucleotide messenger RNA. RefSeq names its product StAR related lipid transfer domain containing 13 (gene STARD13). The coding region runs from base 23 to 3367 and encodes 1114 amino acids. The record is from RefSeq and is a predicted model, not a curated record. The transcript has 14 exons. Lineage: Eukaryota; Metazoa; Chordata; Lepidosauria; Squamata; Viperidae. Gene Ontology annotation, molecular function: protein binding; GTPase activator activity; lipid binding. Gene Ontology annotation, biological process: regulation of Rho protein signal transduction; signal transduction; actin cytoskeleton organization.
UUUGUUUUUAAACGGGGCACAGAUGUUUAGACAGAUGGCUAGCACGUCUGCCUCAGGCUGCCUCUGUGUGAAUGCUAUGUCAACAGAAGGCCAAGAGAUGUACUUGCUAUUUGAUCAAACUGCAAGACGCUCUCCAUACAGGAAAAGUAGGAUCCUAGCACGCCAACAGCUUCUGACUAAAAUUCAACAGGAGCGUGAAGCAAAAGAGUCCUGUGCUUGGUUACGGGCUGCUGGAUUCCCCCAGUAUGCUCAACUUUAUGAAGAUUACCAGUUCUCUAUUGAUAUUGCUGCUGUGAAGAAAGACCAUGAUUUUCUUGACAAAGACCUUGUAGAAACUCUUUGUAGACGACUAAACACACUGAAUAAAUGUGCCUCAAUGAAACUUGAUCUGAACUUCCAAAGAAAAAAGAGUGAAGACUCAGAUGAAGAAGACCUUUGUGCCAUCAGUAAUAAAUGGACUUUCCAAAGAGCAAGCCAGCGAUGGUCUCGAGUGGAAGACUCUGAUGCCUUAAUUCAUCAGUCAGGCAAACAUGACUUUCAAGGGGACAGUAAAAUGAAAAUCACAACCAGCAAUGAAAGUGUACUUACUGAUUUGAGUGAGCCUGAGGUGUCAUCUAUUCAUAGUGAGAGCAGUGGAGGAAGUGACCAUAGGAGUCAGUCUGGAAUCACAAGCCUCUUCAGGGAAACUAACUGUUCAGGACAAUACUGUGUCAAAAACAUUUCUGCGCAGGGUGGUCCUUCUUCCCAGCUUUCAGAAGUCUCUCCCAACUUCAGGAAUGAGAAAACAACACGAACUAGAGCAAAAACCUUUCUGAAGCGUAUGGAGACAUUAAAACCCAAAGGACAACAUGGAAAAUUAAAAGGCUCUGGAUUGACUAGUGUCUCAGUCAUUGGUACACCUGUUCUGCAACAUGAGCCCAGAACCUUAAAGGAUAUGCAUUGCAUGCAAGUGGAGAAUGGAGACUUCCAAAAUAAAACAGUUGCACUCCAAGAUCCAGUCCGACAAGGGUCUCCAUUUUCUGCCAAUUAUAGCAGUGAAAGCAGCCAACUGGAGAUUAACAACAGUGCCGUAAGCACUCCUUCCUUAAAAGAACACAAAUACCAUGAAGCAAAUAAACGGGGUGGCAUGUACCUAGAAGACCUAGAUGUUCUUGCAGGAGCAACAUUGAGGCAAGCGAUAGAUCAAAACUGCAAAAAUGAAUUUCACUCCCAAGAAAACCUAAUAUUUCAUAUUCCCAAAGACCACAAACCAGGAACAUUUCCUAAGGCACUUUCUAUUGAAAGUCUCUCGCCUACAGACAAUGUCCUGAACUGGAAGAGAGACAGCGUUUCAUUAACCAACAAGACAUCUAAAGAACACAAACCCCUUGUUUCCUGUUCAAAGGAAAGUAGAGUUAGCAUUUAUGACAAUGUUCCAGGUUCUCAUUUAUGUGCCAGCACAGGGGAUCUUCUGGAUCUGGAAAGGGAAAAUCUUUUUCCUCAUUUGGAUGAUAUUUUGCAACAUGUCAAUGGACUUCAGGAAUAUAUUGAUGACUGGUCAAAAAAUGUAUUACCAGAACAAAAAAAUAAUGCUUUAUCCAUUGGUGAAUGUGAGUCGUUAUCAUGUCAGUCACCAAGUAAAAUUUCUUUAGAGUUUGAACAGAACUCAGUGUCUGAUGGCCACACAACACCAAGUGAUACCGACCGAGAUGGAACAUCUCUCAAUGAAUCAGAAGCUACUGGUGUCAGAGAAAGAAGAGACUCUGGUGUUGGAGCAUCCCUUACCAGACCAAACAGGCGAUUACGAUGGCACAGUUUCCAGAUCUCUCACCAACUUAGCCAUGCUCUAGGAUCUCUCCAGAUCAGCAGUCAGUCAGCUGCUCAGUUAAAUCUGCUACAAAAAUUUUCCCUGCUCCGACUUACAGCAAUUAUGGAAAAAUACUCCCUGUCAAACAAGCAUGGCUGGACAUGGUCUGUCCCGAAGUUCAUGAAGUGGAUGAAGGUUCCAGAUUACAAGGAUAAGAACAUAUUUGGUGUGCCUUUAAUAGUCCAUGUGCAAAGAACAGGGCAACCCCUUCCACAGAGCAUACAACAAGCCUUGCGAUAUUUACGUAAUAAUUGCCUGGAUCAGGUGGGCCUUUUCCGUAAGUCAGGGGUGAAAUCACGAAUACAAGCACUGCGUCAGAUGAAUGAAAGCUCUCCUGAAAAUGUCAGCUAUGAAGACCAGUCUGCAUAUGAUGUGGCAGAUAUGGUAAAGCAAUUUUUCAGAGAUCUGCCUGAACCUCUUCUCACGAGCAAGCUGGGAGAAACUUUUCUCCACAUCUAUCAGUAUGUUCCAAAAGAACAACAGCUUCGGGCAGUUCAGGCUGCCAUAAUGUUGAUGUCAGAUGAAAAUCGGGAGGUUUUGCAGACCUUGCUCUGCUUCUUGAAUGAUGUCACCUCUGUGGAAGAGAAUCAAAUGACUUCCAUGAAUAUAGCAGUGUGUCUGGCCCCUUCUCUUUUUCAUCUCAACAUCAUCAAGAAAGAAAGCUCGCCACGAGUAAUACAAAAGAAGUACACAACCGGGAAGCCAGAUGAGAAAGAUCUCAGUGAAAAUCUAGCAGCUACUCAGGGACUGGCACACAUGAUCACUGAAUGUGAUAGACUUUUUGAGAUUCCACAUGAGAUGUUUUGCCAAUCUCGGAACUCUUACAUUGAGGCUAAAGUACAUUCUCCAACUUUGGAGGAUCUGGGCAAGCAAAUGGAUGAAGAAAAUGGGAAUUAUCAGACCUACAUAGAAAGUCUUAUACAGAAUCUUUGUAAAGAUGCUAAGGACAAAUUCAAAGGAUGGGUGACUUGUUCCAGCAUAGAAAAUACAGACCUCUGUUACAAAAAAGUUGGAGAUGGAAACCCAUUAAGACUAUGGAAGGCAUCUGUAGAAGUUGAGGCUCCUCCAUCAGUUGUCUUGAACCGUGUGCUAAGAGAAAGGCAUCUUUGGGAUGAGGAUUUCUUACAAUGGAAAAUUAUAGAAACCUUGGAUAAGCAGACCGAGAUCUGUCAGUAUGUUUUGAAUAGUAUGGCUCCCCAUCCGACUAGAGAUUUUUUAGUUCUCAGGGCCUGGAGAACAGAUUUGCCUAAAGGGAUGUGCGUGCUAGUGGCUAUCUCUGUAGAACACGAUGAAACUCCUUUGAUGGGAGAUGUGCGAGCAGUUGUCCUGGAUUCCCAAUAUUUGAUAGAACCUUGUGGCUCUGGAAAAUCUCGACUGACACACAUCUGCAGGAUUGACCUCAAAGGUCAUUCAUUAGACUGGUACAAUAAAGGCUUUGGACAUCGGUGUUUAGCCGAAGUGGCUAAUAUCAGAAAUUCAUUUCAGCCUCUGAUUGCUGAGGGACCAGAAACAAAAAUCUGAAUGAUGAAGAACCUGCAUGUAUAAAAUGCCAUGCAUACAUUACAACCACUGGAUUUACAUCUUUGUUUGCAUGCCGGCUAAAGAAGAGCUGCUUGGAAAAUUCUGCCAUUAUCUGGAUUUGUUAUAUACCAAAGUCCACAUUUAUUGAUUUCCUUCGCUGAAGAAGCCUUUUUCCACUGCUAUGUCUUUCUGACUUUAAAAUAAAUUUAUGUCCUGUAUAGUUUUGAUAUUUAAAAGCUUCUGGAAAGCUUAUUUUAAAGUGUUAAUAUGUAAUUAUUAUUAUACAAUAUAAAUAUUGUAUAUCUUUUGUUAUGUAUAAUAUGUGUAUAUAUUUACAUCUAUCUAUUUAUAGAUAGAUAACUGCUAUAUAAAAAGAAGUUCCAUAUAUAAACUAAUGUGUUCUAGAAAAAAAAUUCAUC